CUGUAAUUUGACUAUUUUCCUCUGUACGGACGGCAGAAUCUUUGUUAUAAAACUGUUUUCCACCAAUUUGUCUGGCCGGGCGAUGUGAUUGCUGGUCACUGCUGCAGGCAUUUUCUCCCGGCAAGAUGAUGAGACAUUGAGGACUGAAAUGUUUGCCUCAACAGUAGUUUGCUUUGUUUGUGGAGAAGCUGCUGGUUGAGACGGGACCAAAGUGAUCUGGGUGCUAUCACUGACCCCUUGCCUUCAGGCAAAUGAUUUAAAUUGGGCCUCAUUUUGAGAAAAGAGGGAAAAAACAUCUGGAUUGUGUCACCCGGUUGGUAUAUACUAGCGAAAAGUUAUCAUUGUUUCUGUCAACUUGUUAUAGAUUGGAACAGUACUCCUGCAUUAACUCUUUGAGAACUGCUAUAGCAUUUUAUUCAACUUUAUAAUAUUUUCGACAAUCUCCAGUGAUAUUGCCGGUGGUCGUAGACAAAAGUAAUGACAAGAUGCAAUCAGAUUCCAUGGAUGAGGAGAACAGUACAUGGUUUAACUUCCCUGCUCAAAUAAAGAACAAAGCCAACAGGACCUGACAAUUACAGAUGGCAUUCACCACAUGGAACAAGCACACCAGAAAAUCCCACCAUUUUAUCACAGCCCAUUAUUCACUCAUUUUCUGACAGGGUUUGUGAUUACAGAUCACUUGAUUGACUAACUAGACAUCUGCAAAGUGAGUUACAGAACAGGAUUUUAGAAAUCUCCAUUAUAUUUCUCUGCUUGUGUUCUUUGUCUGCAAUGGUCCAAAUAUCAGUUGCUGCAUCCCCACCGUAUUUCAGGCACCAGGAUCAGGUGAACUGGAUAUCUCUCUCCAAGCUGUUCCUGAAGAAUAAAUUGCCUGUUUGUGCACUGGACAGCCAGCCACCCCCUUUUCCAGCUUUCCAGCUCAAAACAAAUUGGGUGCCAGAGUCACAGGUCAGAGGCAGAGAAAAUCCAAAUCAACUGUUACCUCUGUUGAUCAUCAUACAUCUGAAGUAUUUUGUGACCUUAAGUCGGAAGAGUCUUGGAGGAGUGCAUUGGCUGCAAGAGAAGUUAACGUACCAACUGAUGGCUGGAAUUUCUCACAGUCCCGUAAAUGAUGUGAAAGAUGAAUGCUCAAAUUCACAUAAAUGUCGUUCUUUUCAAGAUCAUCCAUGCAAUGAGGACACUUCAACAGCAUUGCAAACUGACAUGAACUUACUUGCCCAGGUUGAAUGGCUAAUUGCAAAAAUGGUGACAUCUCUGUGUGUUCCGUGUUUAUUUUUGUUCUGUUGCUUUAAUCUGAAUAUUUCAACACACGGCGAAAGGAUUGGUUCAGAUGCAAUAAAAGGUACAAGCUUCCGCAAAACUGUUUUUGGAAUAACACAGACCUACAUUGAGGGAGACUACAUGUGGCUUUAGAGAAGAUCGGCAUGGGUUGUAUUGGAAGCGGUGACAUCAGCCAUCUGACAAGGGCUCAUGGUUUGGUUCAGAAAUUUGGCAAUGUAGUUGAUCACUGCUUUCCUGCUGGCAAUGAUCGCCUCCAUACAUAAGAUGUGCCUAAUCGGUGCUGGAUUUAUAUAUAUAUGUUGACAAUGAAUAGAAACAUAGAAACAUAGAAAAUAGGUGCAGGAGUAGGCCAUUCGGUCCUUCAAGCCUGCACCGCCAUUCAAUAUUAUCAUGGCUGAUCAUCCAACUCAGUAUCCUGUACCUGCCUUCUCUCCAUACCCCCUGAUCCCUUUAGCCACAAGGGCCACAUCUAACUCCCUCUUAAACAUAGCCAAUGAACUGGCCUCAACUACCUUCUGUGGCAGAGAAUUCCAGAGAUUCACCACUCUCUGUGUGAAAAAAAGUUUUCCUCAUCUUGGUCCUAAAAGAUUUCCCCUUCAUCCUUAAACUGUGACCCCUUAUUCUGGACUUCCCCAACAUUGGGAACAAUAUUCCUGCAUCUAGCCUGUCCAACCCCUUAAGAAUUUUGUAAGUUUCUAUAAGAUCCCCCCUCAAUCUUCUAAAUUCUAGCGAGUACAAACCGAGUCUAUCCAGUCUUUCUUCAUAUGAAAGUCCUGACAUCCCAGGAAUCAGUCUGGUGAACCUUCUCUGUACUCCCUCUAUGACAAGAAUGUCUUUCCUCAAAUUAGGAGACCAAAACUGUACGCAAUACUCCAGGUGUGGUCUCACCAAGACCCUGUACAACUGCAGUAGAACCUCCCUGCUCCUAUACUCAAAUCCUUUUUCUAUGAAUGCUAACAUACCAUUCGCCUUCUUCUCUGCCUGCUGCACCUGCAUGCCUACUUUUAAUGACUGGUGUACCAUGACACCCAGGUCUCGUUGCAUCUCCCCCUUUCCUAAUCGGCCACCAUUCAGAUACUAAUCUACUUUCCUGUUUUUGCCACCAAAGUGGAUAACCUCACAUUUAUCCACAUUAUACUGCAUCUGCCAUGCAUUUGCCCACUCACCCGAGCCUAUCCAAGUCAACUUGCAGCCUCCUAGCAUCCUCCUCACAGCUAACACUGCCCCCCAGCUUCGUGUCAUCCGCAAACUUGGAGAUGUUGCAUUCAAUUCCCUCGUCCAAAUCAUUAAUAUAUAUCGUAAAUAGCUGGGGUCCCAGAACUGAGCCUUGCGGUACCCCACUAGUCACUGCCUGCCAUUGUGAAAAGGACCCGUUUACUCCUACUUUUUGUUUCCUGUCUGCUAGCCAGUUCUCUAUCCACAUCAAUACUGAACCCCCAAUACCGUGUGCUUUAAGUUAAGAAUGCAGGCUUUCUGAUAGGCCUAACACAGCAAGCAUUACAUUUUAUAUAGCCAUCGGUGUUUAUGUAUUCAGAUUCACUGAAUUCUCAUCUGUGUCAUGAACAUGAGAGUACAUCUGACAUUGUCUUCCAGUUUCCUUGAUCCCUUCCAAAUUAGUUUAGUUUAAUUAUUGAGUGUGUGAGUGUGAAUUGAGUAUGAAUACAUCUCCGCGAUAUAGGUUUAGGUUUAUUAUUGUCAUAUUUACCGAGGUACAGUGAAAAACAGAUCUGAUAUACCAUUUGUAUCUAUAUAAAUGAUAAAGAUACACAAUGUUCCACGUGCUCUAGAGUCCUCCAGCACUUUGUGUUGUGUUCAAGAAUCCAGCAUCUGCAGUUUCUUGUGUCUCAAGUAAACAGUUAAGUUUAUUUAACUGGGUUAGCUAGGAACAGGCUAUUUUUAGAUAUGGUCAUAUCUUAUGAGGUAGGAAUAAUAAAAAAUCUUACAUAGAAACAUCGAAAAUAGGUGCAGGAGUAGGCCAUUCGGCCCUUCAAGCCUGCACCGCCAUUUAAUAUGAUCAUGGCUGAUCAUCCAACUCAGUAUCCUGUACUUGCCUUCUCUCCAUACCCCCUGAUACCUUUAGCCACAAGGGCCACAUCUAACUCCCUCUUAAAUAUAGCCGAUGAACUGGCCUCAACUACCUUGUGUGGUAGAGAAUUCCAGAGAUUCACCACUCUCUCGGUGAAAAAUGUUUUUCUCAUCUCGGUCCUAAAAGACUUCCCCCUUAUCCUUAAACUGUGACCCCUUGUUCUGGACUUCCGCAACAUCGGGAAAAAUCUUCCUGCAUCUAGCCUGUCCAACCCCUUAAGAAUUUUGUAAGCUUCUAUAAGAUCCCCCCUCAAUCUUCUAAAUUCUAGCGAGUACAAGCCGAGUCUAUCCAGUCUUUACAGUUAAAAAUCACAGAGUAAUGGUUACAACAUCCAAAACUACUAGUUUCAACUUAAUUAAGGGGCAAUUACUUGGGAAUGAAUGAAGAUCUGUUUAGGGUGGGCCAAGAAACUAGGCUAAAGGAAGAGUAAAUAAAUGAGCAGUGGCAUUAGUAUUAAGCAGCUAUUUCUUAAUUUUCAGCAGAAACGUAUUGUAAUUAAAAAGUGGGACAAUGAGAACCAUCAACCAUCGGUGGUUAACGAAGGAGGUCAGGGAAAACAAUAAAUCAAGAACUGAAGCAUGCAAAAUGCCAAAACCCAGUGGUAGACCACAGGACUAGGAUAUGUUCUGAAACUAGCAACAGAGAACUACAAAGUCAAUAAGGAGAGUGAGAGUCAUAACAAAAUAAAGACUAAGAGCUUCUAGUGAUACAUGACAAAGGAAAGAUAAGUGUGGAACUCUGGAAAUUGAGCCAGGAGAAUUAAUGAUGAGAAACAAAGAAAUAGGGCAGCACAGUGGCACAGUGAUUAAGCUGCUGCCUCACAGUGCUAGAGUCCUGUGUUCGAUCCAGACCUCAGGUUCUGUAGGUUUCACUUUCUCUCUGUGUCCGUACGGAUUUCCUCACACAUCCCCGAGGUUUGAGGGUUAAUUGGCUAAUGUAAAUUCGCCCCUUGUGUGUAGGGAGUGAAUGAGAAAGUGGAUAACAUAGAUAGCAACAUAGAAACAUAGAAAAAUAGGUGCAGGAGUAGGCCAUUUGGGCUGAUCAUCUAAAAUCAGUACCCCGUUCCUGAUUUUUUCCCCAUAUUCCUUGAUUCCUUUAGCCCUAAGAGUUAAAUCUAACUCUCUCUUGAAAACAUCCAGUGAAUUGAACUCCACUGCCUUCUGUGGCAGAGAAUUCCAAGACCUAGUGAUGUUGUGGGCUCAGUCGGCCGAAGGGCCUGUUUCCAUGCUGUGUCUCAAAACUAAAUAGCAGAUGAGUUAAACCAUUACAUUGCAUCAUUCUUCCUGGUGAAAGACACUGCAAACAUCUGAAAGAUAACGAAUGGCAGGAUGGAGAAUCUGUGGAAUUCAUUGCCACAAAAGGCAAUUGAGGCCAAGUCAAUGGAUAUUUUUAAGGCAGAGAAAGAAAGAUUCUUGAUUAGUACGGGUGUGAGGGCUUAUGGGGAAAAGACAGGAGAAUGGGGUUAAGGGGACGAUAGAUCACCCAUGAUGAAUGGGGGAGUAGACUUGAUUUCCAGAAUGGCCUAAUUCUGCUCCUAUUGCUUAUGGACUUAUGAUCUUGUAACAAUUCUUAUCACAAAGGACAAAGUGUUAGUAGAAAACAAUGGAGCUAAAGACAAACUAUCAUCAGGAUCCAACAAACUGCAUCCAAGAAUUUAAAAAGAAUUGGCUGCAUUCGUAGUGGAGCCACUGGUUGAAGCUUUCCAAAACGCCAAGAUUUUUCACUCGUGGGAAUCUUACCAAGCGGACAUAUUUGCAUGUUAAGGAUGCAGUGAUUUAAAACUGAAGUGUGUAAUAAUAUUUUCUCACAGAGGGUGGUUAACCACUCUCUAUUUCAGACAUAUUGGCAACUAGAGGUUUUUAAAGAGGAGAGAGAUGUUUUUAAAAAGUUUUUGAAAGAUUUUCAAUGUUAUCAUGGCUGACCUGACCGAAGCCUCAACUCCUCUUGUGUGCCAAUUCCAUAAGACCCUCCAUUUGGAGUUGAUGCCUGGAGCAGAUCAGUUAUGAAAGUAUUAAAUAGCAAGACAGUCUUGAGGAAGCGGGUGCCUAUUGCUGCUCCUAUUUUCUUCUGUACAUAUCAUGCACAGAACACUCAAUAAAAAUUGGUGCCAUAUCUGCAUUGCAAUCAACCCAUGUGGGAUGUUCUUUGAUUAUGAUUUGAUUUUCAAGUGGCAUUGAAUUUCAUGCCUGGUUUCUGGGAAUGGACGCUUAAAUGCCCCUGUCCCACUUAGGAAACCUGAACGGAAACCUCUGGAGACUUUGCGCCCCACCCAAGGUUUCCAUGCAGUUCCCGGAGGUUUUUAUCAGUCUCCCUACCUGCUUCCACUACCUGCAACCACCUGCAACCUCCGGGAACCGCACGGAAACCUUGGGUGGGGUGCAAAGUCUCCAGAGGUUUCCGUUCAGGUUUUCUAAGUGGGACAGGGGCAUCAUAUAGGGUAACCGAGGAUAAAUAAAAAUCAAAAGGACACAAAAUGUUAUGCAGAAUCCCGAGAUUUUUCACAGGCCAAUACAGAAUGCUGAUUUUUGGGAAGCUGUGAUCAGUGUUGAUCCCUCUCCUCUGAUCCCCUUCGGGGUGAUCGUUGGUCAGUGUGGACUCGGUGGGCCGAAAGGCCUGUUUCAACACUGUGGCUCUGAACUAAACAUUGGAGUAUGAAACACACUUUCAGUGGGACUAAAUCAGGAAGUGGUGAAAAUUAAACAAACUAAAAAGCAGAGAACAUGUUAAGUGUUCUGAGACUGAAGAAGGGUCUCGACCUGAAACGUUGCCUAUUCCUUCGCUCCAUAGAUGCUGCCUCCCGCUGAGUUUCUCCAGCAUUUUUGUCCACCUUCGAUUUUUCCAGCAUCUGCUGUUCUUUCUUAAACAAUGUUAAGUGUUCUUGUAGCUUUUGAUUUCUAGGACCAAAAAUGCAAAAUAACAGUAAUACAAACCGCCACAGGGGUGUAGAAGUAGUGGUUAAUUAUAGCCUGACUGUUUAGACUAUCUCAAUAGUUGAGAAAGAGAUUGUGAAGUGCUUUUGAAGGCUCCAUUUAGGACUGUGUUGAAACUGAUAUUCCCAGGGGAGCUGAGUGAAGAGAUAUCUCUGCACUCCAAGAGCUUAUUUACCAAACAACCUAAACAGUAUACCAGUUCUCAAGAUCUAUAACUAUCAGUGGAUUCCCACAACCCACAUUCAAUCAAUAGCCAUUACUGUGAGAAAUGUCCUGUUUGGGGAGUUUGGAUUUGAUGCCAGAGCUUUUAUAUCAAAGUACCAUGAAACCAAAUAACUAUAUCUGGCAAUGUGCUGCUGAAUAAUUCCACAAUCCUAAUUUGCAAUAUUUGCAAUGUGCAAUGUUGAAUCACUGACCUCUUCUAUCUGAAGUAGAGAGGCUGGGUUAUAUUUUCCAUUAAAUGUUAUUUACUGAAGCGUGUUGCUUCAGCAGUGUCCGCCUUAUCAGGGGGUGAACUGAAUGGUUCACGUUUCCUCUCCAAUCCUUGAAACGCUCGUGGGCUGAGAGAUUGACAGAUAAGUGAAGUGUGUACAUCUCACACACAGGGACUGCCGGAGUACUGAGCCUGCAAAGUUUUAAUCACUAAAGUGGUGAUGAUAGGCCUGGGAAGGCUCACCUUUCACAUACUAAUUCAAACAAACAGAAAAUAAUGCCUCCAGUACUAUCCAAGACAUUUCCUGCUAUAUUUCCCUGUUGCUGCAGGCAUUUGUUAUAUAAUAGGGUUUCUCUAUGUACGAAAAGUCAAGAUGGACAAUUAAAUGUAACCAAAAAUAGCAGGCAACAGGGAAUAAAACAUGCCCAAUGUGUAUUAUGGAAACGGAGAAAUGAUCAGUCGCUGAUAAUUCUGAGAAUUUGCUGAUUCAACUUCAUUUUCAAGUCAUAAUCUGUAAAAGAUUUUGUAUCAGAGCCAAAUAAAUGAAGAUAAACUCUGACUGUCAAUCAUCAGGCACUAUCACUCAAUCCCUUGGAAUUUGCUAAGCAACAUUACUGUAUGCACUGAUGAUACAUUACAGCUGUCAAUUUUCUACUCUUCCCUGCUGUUUUAAGAUUGUUCAAUUUCUUUUCAGACCUGUAAAUAUUUAGUUGAGAAUAUAUUGCUGAAGAAACAUCUGGAACAUCUUGGAACAUUUGUUUCUUGUUUAUUACUGAGACUAGAGAUUCCCGUGAAAUGCAAUUGGUACAGCCAACAACGCUUUAAUAUUUUUCAUAUUUCAACGCAGAUGUUGUAAUGCACAUUUACCCGUUUGUAUUAUGGUCGCUACAUUUUAAGCAGGGCAAAUGUUUUUAGCUGCUUUGUGUGUUGGUUUAAAGAUUGAAACAAUGACCACACAUUGUGAAAUUACUUCGUUAAAAUUAUUUCAUGGUCUGGAGAAGAGAUAUGAGGCGAUAUUAGUUUUGGAUGGAAUUCUAGAAUAAUCCUAAAUAAAAUAAGCAUAAAUGGCCACAAUGUACUUGAAUAUGUUAAAUCUUGGACAAAAAACAAAUACACAGCCUUUGAUGGUGCAGGGUUAUGUGUAUGUGACGAAUAAACUU
This is a messenger RNA of Leucoraja erinaceus (little skate), 7890 nucleotides long. RefSeq lists its product as uncharacterized. The transcript is spliced from 7 exons. Bases 772 to 1413 code for a protein of 213 amino acids. The record is from RefSeq and is a predicted model, not a curated record. Lineage: Eukaryota; Metazoa; Chordata; Chondrichthyes; Rajiformes; Rajidae.